This is a messenger RNA of Esox lucius (northern pike), 6054 nucleotides long. It is a transcript of the gene pdpr, whose product is annotated as pyruvate dehydrogenase phosphatase regulatory subunit. Lineage: Eukaryota; Metazoa; Chordata; Actinopteri; Esociformes; Esocidae. Gene Ontology annotation, molecular function: oxidoreductase activity; protein binding. Gene Ontology annotation, cellular component: mitochondrial matrix; cytoplasm; mitochondrion. Bases 165 to 2864 code for a protein of 899 amino acids. The record is from RefSeq and is a predicted model, not a curated record. The transcript is spliced from 19 exons.
AGGCCAAGUGCUCAGAACAGUAAACAUUGCGGAAUCGGCCUGGUCGGAGCGGGUCUGACUUCUGGAACUAGCAUACAUAUUGUGGUGUCAUCGAGGCCCGGGACUGAAAUUAGCUUCAACCAAAUAGAGACUUUUUCAGUGGCGCUAGUCGGUUCCCCCGGGCCAUGCGCAGCAGCUGCGUGCGGGGCUCCAUGGUUCUGUCCCCUGCCCUGCUCCCUAGGCUGCUAACCCAUGCAGCGCGCUGGGGGACGUCCGGCACCAGGCUUGGGGGGUGCAAGGGUCUCUGGAGCUCCCCCCGGGGCCUGGCCUUGGCUGGGGAGACUGCGCAGCCCGUCCCCCUGCCGAGCCAGGCCCGUGUGGUGAUCUGCGGAGGGGGCAUUGUGGGGACGUCUGUGGCGUAUCACCUAGCCAAGCUGGGCUGGACCGAGAUUGUUCUGUUGGAGCAGGGAAGGCUCGGUGCUGGCACCACUCGGCUGUGUGCUGGCAUCGUCAGUGUGGCCAAGCCAAUCUCCAUUGAGUGUAAGAUGGCGGACUACUCCAACUCCCUUUAUGAGCGACUGGAGGAGGAGACUGGAGUUAAGACAGGCUACGUGAAGACUGGAUCUCUGUGCUUGGCACAGAAUCAGGACCGGUUCCUUUCUCUGAAGCGCCUGGCAUCCAGGCUCAAGGUGAUGGGUAUUGCCUGUAACGUCAUCAAACCAAAAGAUGUGUCUAAGCUCCACCCCCUGGUGAAUAUUCAUGACCUGGUGGGGGCACUGCAUUUGCCGGGGGAUGCCGUGGUGUCUUCUCCUGACGUCAACCAUGCCCUUGCCACGGCAGCCGCCAGCCACGGAGUGCAGAUCUAUGAGCGCACCACCGUCAACCGUGUGAUGCUGGACAAGGGUCACGUGACAGCGGUCGAGACGGACAGAGGGGCCAUCGAAUGCGAAUAUUUUGUCAACUGUGCCGGACAGUGGGCCUAUGAACUAGGCCAGGCCAGUGAGACCAAGGUGUCUGUCCCCCUCCAUGGAUGUGAACACUUCUACCUUCUUUCCAAACCUCCAGCAGAGCCCCUUCAGCCCACCACCCCAGUGGUGAUGGAUAUGGAUGGGAGAAUCUACGUGAGAGCGUGGCAGGGGGGCAUCCUGUCAGGAGGCUUUGAGAAGAACCCAAAGCCCAUCUUCACCGAGGGACGCAAUCAACUGGAGAUACAGAACAUGCAGGAGGACUGGGACCACUUCGAGCCCAUGCUGACCGCUCUGCUGAGGAGGAUGCCGGAGCUGGAGGCGUGCGAGAUCCACCAGCUGGUCAACUGCCCCGAGUCGUUCACCCCGGACAUGCGCUGCCUGAUGGGGGAGAGCCCAGGGGCACACGGCUACUUUGUGCUGGCUGGGAUGAACGCGUCCGGCCUGACCUUCGCCGGCGGAGCUGGGAAGUACUUGGCAGAAUGGAUGACCUAUGGCUAUCCCACGGCUAAUGUGUGGCCGUUGGACAUCAAGCGCUUCGGCAACCUGCAGAGCAGCCGAACCUUCCUACGACAUCGCGUCAUGGAGGUUAUGCCCCUACUGUAUAAUCUGAAGGUUCCUCGCUGGGACUUCCAGACCGGCCGACAGCUGAGGACGUCUCCUCUGUACGACCGCUUGGACACCCAGGGAGCCCGAUGGAUGGAAAAACACGGCUUUGAGAGAGCCAAGUACUUUGUCCCUGCUGGGAAGGACCUGCUGUCUCUGGAUGCCAGUAAGACCUUUUAUAAACCAGACUGGUUUGACAUCGUAGGGGCAGAGGUCAAGUGCUGUAAGGAGGCUGUCUGUGUCAUCGACAUGUCCUCCUUCACCAAGUUUGAGGUCACGUCUUCUGAUGACCAGGCCUUGGAGCUCCUUCAGUACCUGUGUGCCAAUGACCUGGAUGUGCCGGUCGGCCACAUCGUCCACACGGGCAUGCUGAACGAGAGGGGUGGCUACGAGAACGACUGCAGCGUUGUUAGAAUCAAGAAGAACAGUUUCUUUAUCAUUUCUCCUACGGACCAGCAGGUCCAUUGUUGGUCCUGGCUGAAGAAGCACAUGCCCAAAGACCCCAAUCUUCAUCUGGAGGACGUCAGCUGGAAGUACACUGCAUUGAAUCUGAUUGGUCCAAGGGCGAUGGAUGUUCUUGGAGAACUGUCCUACGUAUCCAUGACGCCAGAACAUUUUCCCUCUCUCUUCUGUAAGGAGAUGAGUGUGGGCUAUGCCAAUGGGAUCAGAGUGAUGAGUAUGACCCACACUGGAGAGCCAGGCUUCAUGCUGUACAUCCCCAUAGAGUAUGCCCUCCACGUCUACAACGAGGUGAUGUCCGUGGGUCAGAAGUACGGGAUCCGUAACGCCGGAUACUACGCCCUGCGCUCCCUCCGCAUCGAGAAGUUCUUCGCCUUCUGGGGUCAAGACCUCGACCCCUUCACAACACCCCUGGAGUGCGGACGAGAAUUCAGGGUCAAGUUUGAUACGGACAUUGACUUCCUGGGCCGCGCGUCUCUACUCCAGCAGCGUCAGGAGGGAGUGAGCCGUCGCUUCAUCAUGUUGGUCCUGGAGGAUCAUGACACAGAGCUGGACCUGUGGCCAUGGUGGGGAGAACCCAUCUACAGGAAUGGGGAGCUGUGCGGCACCACCACCUCCUCGGCCUACUCCUACACCCUGGAGAGACACGUGUGUCUGGGCUUUGUUUCCCCGCCCUCCCUGGACGGCACCCCGGCCACAGUGACCCCAGACUUCAUCAACCGGGGAGACUACGAGGUGGACAUCGCGGGCCAGCGCUACCCAGCCAAAGCCAAGCUGUACCCCUUCAGCUCCCUGUUCGCCCAGCAGAGACGACGCAAAGACAACAUGGAGCUGAGUAACUUCCAGGGCAAAUGAGGGUGAGGAGCUAAAUGGUCGGCCAUCUCUCCUUUCUCUGCUUGCUCCUCAAAGACACUACCCGGCCGGGUCCAACGUAUCUUUUUCACGCUAAAGGGGCAAACGCACAAUCUGUCCCCAGCCCCUCCGAACUCCCUCCUCGUGCUAAAAGUGCAAUAUUUAAAAGACACCAAAUGCUCCUAUCAGUCUAUUGUGGCUAUUGUCUGUCUGAAUGUCUUCUGCAGAACGUCUCACUCUGCAUAUCAAACCUGAGGUAAAUGACCACCAGAGAACUUCAGUUAUCGCUAUCACACAUCCCCUAGUGUCAGUUUGUCCAGAGAUGGACCCUUUCUCUGCAGAACUGGGUCCAGACCCAUUCCUCUGGGUCCAGACCCAUACCUCUGCAUCACUAUCACACAUCCCCUAGUGUCAGUAUGUUCAGAGGUGGAGCCUUGAACUGGGUCCAGGCCUGUAAUUAGAAGAAGCCCUUUCUUUUUCAAUGAUUGUGAGAUUCUAUGGAGUGUGAGAUUCCUGCCCUUCUGUUUCUGUGUUCAGUUGUUGUUUUCAGUGAGUAAUGUUGUUAGGAGUUUGCUAGUGAGGAAACAUUAAAGUACAAUGCACUCUUAUUGGUGGAGACUGCAGCACUUCUUCCCUCUUAUCCAGGAGGAGUAGUUGUCAGUGAGAUUUGAUCUCCCUGGUUUUUUGUGUAAAGAAAAUUUAAAAAAUAUGGUAAUGUUUAAAAAGAUAUAUUUUUGUAUAGGCAGACUUUUCUGUAUUCUAAAGCAUGAAAAGUUUAUAUAUUUUUUUUGUGUGUGUUUUAAAAUGUUUAAACAGACCUGAAGAAAGUAAAUGUGUCAAAUAUGUUCACCUGUAUUGUUCUCCAUUGGGUGUCUUCCCUAAUCCUUUCUGUGAUCUUACUUGUUUGGUUCUGUGGAUCCAGGAGUAUAUUCACUUAGAAUGGAAGCAAGCAGACUGAAACGGUGAGAGACUAACCUGAACUAGUCAGGCUGAAACGGUGAGGGAUUUAACCUGAACUAGUCAGGCUGAAACGGUGAGGGAUUUAACCUGAACUAGUCAGGCUGAAACGGUGAGGGAUUUAACCUGAACUAGUCAGGCUGAAACGGUGAGAGACUUAACCUGAACUAGUCAGGCUGAAACGGUGAGAGACUUAACCUGAACUAGUCAGGCUGAAACGGUGAGAGACUUAACCUGAACUAGUCAGGCUGAAACGGUGAGAGACUUAACCUGAACUAGUACAAUAAGAAUGACUUUUUAUUAUUAUUUUUGCAAAUAAUUUUGUUGCAAUUUCUUUUAAGUUUGUUUUACAGUGUUCUCUAAUGAACAUGUGCAAAUAUCUUUUUCUUUACAAUGCGUAUCUUUUGUUUCUCAUUUCAUAUGCCAUCAAGUACAUGUUCUGGUACUUCUCUUUAAGAACAUGAGCACAGUCGUUUUGAGACCCAGUUGGGUCGUCAGGGUUGUCUACCGGUCAAGGGCAUUGGUACAGUAAAUUAAAGUUUGCUGGUUCUAAUCCCAGACCUGAAAAGGUGAAGUCACUGAUGUUCUGUCCUUGAGCAGGACAUUUCACCCUAAUUACUCCCAGGUCAUCAUAAGAAUGAGUUCUUAUUUUACCAUGUAAUACAAUGGGGGGGAAAAAACAGUAAUCUGACUAAAUAUAAUUCUACUUCAGAAUAAAGGCCUGAUGCAAUGUUAGUAUUCUCUAAGCGAAAUACUGUCUUGAGAUUUGGAAUACAGGCCUGAUGUAAACUUGUAGACCUUUAUAUGGCUUGCAUGUUUGGACGCUGCAGGUGGAAGUUUCUUUUUUUUGAGUGUGAAGCACUUUCAGAUGCCUUUCAGCCUGCGUGAUGUUAAACAGAACAGCGGCCUCCUGCCAGACUGUAAUUACUGGGAUGACAUAACGAUAUCCUUUGGAAAAUGUGCAUUAAAUACUUACAGAACUAUUCAUUAGGUCUUAAUAUUGUGGUAGUCGUUCUAUUAUGGUAGUCUGUGUACAAAGACUGACUAAAUACACUGUAUAACAAGUAGCCUGUCAAACUCCACUGCUGUUCAUCAAAAUAGCAGCCACAUUACAGAGGGAGGGCCGAAGAUCAUCAGCCAGGGUUGGAGAGAAUCAGUAGCCUGGGUCGGGGAGAGUUUGGAUUGGUAGCCUGGGUCGGGGAGAGUUUGGAUUGGUAGCCUGGGUCGGGGAGAGUUUGGCUUGGUAGCCUGGGUCAUGGAGAGUUUGGCUUGGUAGCCUGGGUCAUGGAGAGUUUGGAUUGGUAGCCUGGGUCAUGGAGAGUUUGGAUUGGUAGCCUGGGUCGGGGAGAGUUUGGCUUGGUAGCCUGGGUCAUGGAGAGUUUGGAUUGGUAGCCUGGGUCGGGGAGAGUUUGGAUUGGUAGCCUGGGUCGGGGAGAGUUUGGCUUGGUAGCCUGGGUCAUGGAGAGUUUGGCUUGGUAGCCUGGGUCAUGGAGAGUUUGGCUUGGUAGCCUGGGUCAUGGAGAGUUUGGAUCGGUAGCCUGGGUCACCGAGAGUCAUUUUCUAGCCUUCUCCAUCUGACCGGACGGGUAACUCAGGACAGGCUGUGUUGACUGUACAGGACUGGCUUGGUCAGAGUCCAGUCGAUGAACUUGCACACUUUCUUGUAGUGUUAGUGUGAGUGUCCGGAUGUACAAUGGUAAUGUGUUAUACAAUUAUCAACCCAAAUACAGGGUAAAUCAUUUGGUUUUGAAGGUUUUAGUCAGUCCCCAAAACAUGCACUAAGUUUGAAAACAACUGCCUUGAUUUUUGAAUGGGAUGUCUUUAGUAUGACAGGCAGACACUGAUCUUCUUUUUGCGAGCUAGCUGUCAGUGAUCUUGUGAAAUAUGAAGCGGGUUUGGUGUGACUGACUGAUGCCGUGGCAUUCAUGUGUGUCCAGCUGUCAGUUUUUGUGUCAAACAUGAAACAAGCUUGUAAAAGUGGUAGGUUUUUUCGGUUUUUUACCUCGAUGGAAUUCUGAGUAGAUCUAAUACCACAGGGUUGUCUGUUUUGAUUGUCUGCUUUUGGCCCAUCCUGUUCUAGUGGGUCAUUGUAGUCUCAACUGUUAUAAAAAAACCCCACCUCUUAUCAUAUUCUCCUGCUGUAAGGCUUGUAUUUCUGCUUUCUGCUGUACAGUCGUUAGCCUGUUUGUGUGCUGUAUCUUUCAAUAAAUGGUCCCUUGGAGACAUCUUUCUUCCA